Molecule: messenger RNA, 2882 nt
Organism: Cercospora beticola
Lineage: Eukaryota; Fungi; Ascomycota; Dothideomycetes; Mycosphaerellales; Mycosphaerellaceae
Product: beta-mannosidase
Biological process (GO): carbohydrate metabolic process; glycoprotein catabolic process
Molecular function (GO): beta-mannosidase activity
Source: RefSeq, a predicted model, not a curated record
AUGCGCCUCCUUCGCUAUGCCCUGGCAGUUGCACAUCUGCUGACUCUACCGACCUCUGCCCAGCGCGUCAUCAGUCUUGUCGGCGACGACUGGACACUGUCAAAUCCUCUAUUGAACAUCUCGUUGCCGGCAAAACUUCCCAGUCAAGCAACCCUCGAUCUCUACGACAACCAGGUCAUUGGCGAUCCUCUCUUCGGCCGAAACAGCUAUGCUCUUCGUUUCAUCGUCUGGCAGAAUUGGACAUACAUAUCUGCUCCCAUCUCCGGUCUCUCUUCCAACGCCAGUAGUACAUGGCUACUCUUCAAUGGUCUCGACACCUUCACCAGCAUCUCCUUCUGCGGACAGCACGUUGCCAGCACGAAUAAUCAGUUUCGCCAGUACUGGUUCGAUGUAUCGAAAUUCUUGACCAAUUGCACAGAAGAAAACAGAAUACUUAACAUCAACUUCGGGUCGGCGGCGAACAUCGCCGACGAGAUCGCCAAUCAGCCCGGACAGGAGACUUGGGCUGAUGGAAUUCAGCAACUGUACCAGUUCCCCAACAGAUGGUUCGUUCGCAAAGAACAGAACGAUUUUGGAUGGGAUUGGAGUGCCGGCUUUGUCCCUGCAGGACCAUGGCAGCCAGCAUGGAUUGUACAGCUGGAAGACACAGAAGUGCAUAUCCGCAACAGCUUGGUCGACAUCUAUCGCCGCGGUCAGCUAAAUAACCUCCCACCUGACCAGAAUCAGCCAUGGGUCGUGAAUGCGAGUUUGGACUACUUUGGCGAUGUGCCCGAUUCAGCAAGUCUGAAAUACAAGCUCACGACCAUCGACAAUGCUACAACUAUUGCAAGCGGAGAUCUUGCAGCUGUCAAUGUUACCGACACUGCAGUGACUGGGUCCACCAUCGUUCCGCAAGGAGAUGUCGAACUGUGGUGGCCAGUCGGUAUGGGCUCACAAACUCUCUACUACAUCACCAUCGAGCUUGUGUCGGGGACCGGGCAAAGACUGGCUUCAGUGAGUAAGCGAGUGGGCUUCAGAACCAUUGUGCUCAAUGGCAACCCUGUCAGCGAGGCGGAGAUGGCCAAAGGCAUUGCACCUGGCAACAACUGGCACUUCGAGAUCAAUGCCCAGCCGUUCUUUGCAAAAGGAUCCAACUUCAUUCCACCUGAUGAGUUCUGGCCCCGAGUAACGCCACAGCGCAUCUCCGAUCUGUUUGACACUGCAAUCGCUGGAAACCAGAACAUGUUACGAAUUUGGUCCAGCGGCGCGUACUCGCCAGACUUCAUGUAUGACCUUGCGGACGAGAAGGGAUUGCUUCUGUGGUCCGAGUUCGAAUUUGGCUGUGCACUCUAUCCCGCGGACCCAGAGUUCCUUGAGAAUGUCCGAGCUGAGGCAGAGUACCAAGUCCGGCGAGUCAAUCAUCAUCCGUCUCUCACUUUCUGGGCUGGUGGCAACGAACUUGAGAAUCUUGAGCUCCCAAAUGCCAACCGCUCAUCGCCCGAGGAAUACCCCCGACUGGUCGGCGAGUAUGAAGCACUUUUCCUGCACACCCUGUUGCCAGCGGUCUAUGAGAACAGCAAGAGUAUCAGCUAUCAACCCAGUUCUACUUCCAAUGGCUGGCUAUCACUCAACCACAGUGCUCCUGCGAAGGAGAUCAUGAUCCAGCGAUACAACAACAAGACCAAAGGAGCCGUGUAUGGAGAGACAGAUUACUACAACUACAACUCUUCAUUCCUCGGCAACACCACAUCUUACCCUGUUGGCCGCUUUUCGAACGAGUUUGGCUACCACAGCAUGCCUUCAAUCCAAAGUUGGCGGCAGCAAAUUUCCGAAAAAGACCUUCAAUUUAACAGUACCACAAUACUUUUGAGGAAUCAACACAAUCCAAAUUCCGACCUCGACAUUUACAACUUGACCAACUCACGCACAGGUCAAGGACAGAUGACAACAGCGGUCGAAAAUUGGUAUCCCAUACCCGAGAAGACGGAUCCCAUUGCGAACUUCUCCGCUUGGUGCCACGCAACACAGAUCUUCCAAGCAGAAUUCUAUCGCUCCCAAAUCGAAUUCUACAGACGUGGCAGCGGUCUUCCCAAUCGGUGCCUCGGCUCUCUGUAUUGGCAGCUGGAAGACAUCUGGGUCGCUCCUACCUGGGCAGGCGUGGAGUACGAUGGUCGCUGGAAAGUUCUCCACUACGUCGCCAAAGAUGCUUACUCCCAUGUUAUCAUUGCGCCUUACUUUGAUCGAGCGACGGGAAACCUCAGCGUCUGGACUACUUCCGACCUUUGGGAAGAUGUCAGUGGAUCGGCGACCUUUGCAUGGUAUAACUGGCAGGGCGAGAAGCUUGACGUCCAAAUGGACGAGUCCAAAGAUGUGACCAUUGGCGCACUCAACAGUACCCAGGUCCUUCAAACCAAUACCACUGAGAUCUUGUCGUCUUCGGACCACAACAAUGCAAUUCUUCGAAUGGAGAUCCAAGUCGAGGGACGAUUGCCAACUUCCAACAUGACGGAGACGUUCACUCACUCCAGCUUUUUCACUCCUGGUGCCUUGAAAGAUGCACAGCUCGUCGAUCCAGGCUUACAGCUUUCCUAUGAUGAAUCUUCAAAGAAGUUCUCUGUGACGGCGACACAAGGUGUUGCAGCUUGGGUGUGGCUCGACUACCCUUCUGGAGCGGUCGUUCAUUUUGAGAGCAAUGGAUUUUGGUUAGGCAAGAACGAGACGAGAGAAAUUGGAUUUACGGUGCAGAAGGAUGAGACUUACGGGACGUGGAAGGAUGGGGUCACGGUGGAGAGUAUGUGGAAUCAGACGUUGAGUACUUGAUUUGUCAUGUGCAUAUAGUCUCAUCACGAGAGCUUACGCACGAACUAUUUGGCAUACAGCAAUUCAAGUUCAAAACAUUGGAA